AUGGCAGCAGCCGCAGCGGGGAGGACGGGGUGCGGCCAGGUGCGUGGCCUGGACGUGCGAGGCGCGCGGUCGAGCGCGGCGACCGCGGUGCAGGGGCUUGGCCCGCGGCGAGGCGUGCGUGCGGCGCACGAGCAAGCGGCAAGAGCGAGCGGGGCGGUUGCCAGCAGAGGCAGCGGCAGCGAGAAGAGGUGGGGCACAGCAAGGGCGCAGGCAGAGGCGGGGAACGGCGGGCGCAUGACCAGUGGCGGGCGCGGCCGAACACGGCGGGGGGCGUGCGGGGGGGAAGGCAAGCAGUGGGGCUGCAAUGGUGGUGGCGGCAGAGCCGCAGCAGUGGUAGAGGCAGGCUCGGGGGCCGCGGCUAGACGGCGCGACGGCGUGCGCGCGGGGCGCAGGGGGAGGGGCUGCGGGCGGGCAGCGGGGCCGCGCGAGGCUGCAGCGGCUGGCGCCGGCUGUAGUGGUGGCCACGGGGUCGGGCGCGAUGAGCACGGGGAGGCCGCGAGCGAGCACGGCAUCGGGCGCGCGGUAAUGAGGCGCGGCAGACGCGGGGAGAGGAGGAGGGAAAAGGCGGAGGCUCACGGCGGGGAGUAG
Aegilops tauschii subsp. strangulata is the source of this 588-nucleotide messenger RNA. NCBI's taxonomy places the organism in Eukaryota, Viridiplantae, Streptophyta, Magnoliopsida, Poales, Poaceae. The record is from RefSeq and is a predicted model, not a curated record.